Mercenaria mercenaria is the source of this 1301-nucleotide messenger RNA. Its product is annotated as interferon-induced protein 44-like. Gene Ontology annotation, molecular function: GTP binding. The record is from RefSeq and is a predicted model, not a curated record. Lineage: Eukaryota; Metazoa; Mollusca; Bivalvia; Venerida; Veneridae. Bases 10 to 1191 code for a protein of 393 amino acids. The transcript has 6 exons.
CAGUCAGCUAUGAAAGAGGACAUCUUUUUACAGAUUUUAUUAUCAGCCAUAAACUAUAACGUAUUUAAAGCUAAGAACACAGAUCUGAAAUUUCACACCUCAGAUAAACCAUUAACGUAUCCUUCUUUUAUCAGAAGAGCUCAUUUGUCAAACGAACAAUGGUGUUUGUCAGAAACCAAUCUCGUACAACGAUCAACUUGUUACGUGUGCCGUAUUCCUCGGUGUGAAAAGGAAGACACGCCCUUCGUUCUGAUUACGUGUCUAUGCGUGUAUCUUGAAGGUGAAGAGCAAUUCCUUCUGUCUACUAAUCUGUCAGAAAUGGGAAUAUUUGGAUCUAAACAAGCUCCACCACGUUCAAACACGCCACCACUGGAGAGUCAAUGGCGAGACAUAGGAGGUAGUUGGACGCCUGAAUUCAGCAAUGCGUUAUCGAGUGAGAUACAAAGCAAUGACACAGGCAGCAAAACAGUUAAAAAUCCAGGCUUGUUGCUACUAGGACCUGUUGGUGCAGGAAAAUCAACUUUCGUUAAUUCAGUAUUUAGUAUUAGCAAAGGAAGACUUGUCAACAAAGCUUAUACUGGGGCAUCAGCGAAGAGUUAUACAACUGCUUUUACCAGAUUCAAUGGAACAGGGAAACUGAGUAAUUUUCGUCUUUGCGACACAAUGGGUGUGGAAGAUACUGAAGGAGAAGGAUUCCAUGUCAGUGAUGUAGUAAAUCUUAUCGAAGGACACGUUAGGAAUUCUUAUCAGUUUAACCCGCGUCAUCCGUUGACUUCCAGUCAUUCUGAUUACAACCCAAAUCCCGACCCGGAGGAAAAGACUCAUUGCGUAAUAUUUGUGAUUGAUAGCCACGCAGUAGCUUACGGUUCAGUAUCUUAUGACAUGAAGAAAAAAAUCACCCAACUACAAGAAGAAAUAAAAAGACGCAAUAUACCAAGGGUCCUUAUUCUCACAAAAGCAGAUCUUCUAUGUGAAGAGGUGUCGAAAGAUAUUUCGGCCAUUUUCAAAAGCACAAAAGUCAAAAAGGCAGUAAAGAAGGCGUCUGAAAUUUUCGAAAUUCCACUAUCCAACAUUCACCCCGUGAAGAAUUACGAGGGUGAAAUCACCCUGGACCCGCUGAAAAGCAUACCGCUGUUGCUUGCUCUGAGACAGAUUGUUCAUUUUGCAUCGGAUUUUGUAGAGGAAAACUGAAGUCCGUCUGACAUAUUGUAUAAUAAAUUGUAACAAAUAUACAGAUAUAACAAGAUUCAUUGUGCAUAAUGUUACAUAUGUGAACAUUUCAACGUGUUUAUACACAUACA